Messenger RNA from Lemur catta (Ring-tailed lemur), 6491 nucleotides. Its product is annotated as NACHT domain- and WD repeat-containing protein 1-like. Lineage: Eukaryota; Metazoa; Chordata; Mammalia; Primates; Lemuridae. Gene Ontology annotation, molecular function: protein binding. The record is from RefSeq and is a predicted model, not a curated record.
AUGCAGAGAGGGAAGCCCUGCAGGGCACCGCUUACCCUGAAGUAAACCUUCUGCCAGAAGCACGGCUUGAUGUUCGAGGUCGUUGAUCUGAGGUGGGGUUUGCAGAACGCUGAGGCCACCAACUACCUGACCACGGAACUCUGCUUGGAGGAGGUUGACCGGUGUCGGAAAACAUCCAUAGGACCUGCUUUUGUUGCCCUCCUGGGGGACCUGUACGGCCCCCGUCCGCUCCCCGCGCUGAUCGAGGAGAAGGAGUGGGAGGCACUGAGGGCGCAGCUGACUGCCAGGCCGAAGGACCUGGAACUGGUGGCGCGACACUUCCGGAGGGACGAGAACACCAUCCCCCCCACCUACGUCCUGCAGGCGCUGGGUGCCAGGGAGGCCCGCGGGCCCGAGGAGGCCACCCUGACCUCUGUCCUACACUCCGGAGCCCAGGGGGCCCGGAGGCUCGGCCUCAUCUCGCAGGAGCAGUGGCACCGCUACCACCGGUCAGUCAUCGAAUGGGAGAUAGAGCAGGGCUUGCUGAGCUCAGAGAACAGGGACCAGGGAGCCACCGUCUUCCUUCGAGAAAUCCAAGACCUCAGCAAACACAUCCUGGAAGACUGUGCCCUCAAGACGGUGGACCGGCUCGCGGAUGGCUGCCUGGACGCCGACGCCCAGAACCUGCUCCGCAGCCUCAAGGGGCGCAUUGCCGACAUGCUGCCUGGAGUCCUCAAGGUCCACCGCCUCCCGUGGAGCCGCGACCUGGUGAACCCCAAGAACAAGGCUCACGCUCGCUACCUGAAGGAGCUGAGUGAGCAGUUUGUGGCCAGGGCCAACCACCAGGUCCUCGAACACCUGCGUGAGCUGGAGGUGGCCAGGCAGGAGUUGGGGUGGCUCUACCAGGAGAUCCGCCACCACCUUUGGCAGAGUGCGGAGGCCACUCAGACCUUCUGCGGACGCCAGGAGCUCCUGGCCCAGCUUGGGCAGCGGCUCAGGCAGAACGACAGCCAGCCCCACACCCCACUGGUGCUCUCAGGUCCUCCGGGCAUUGGAAAGACAGCCUUGCUGUGCAAGCUGGCCGAGCAGAUGCCAGGGCUGCUCGGCCACAAGACGGUGACGGUCCUGCGGCUGCUGGGGACAUCACAGAUGAGCUCAGACACCCGCAGCCUUCUUAAGGGCAUCUGCCUCCAGGUGUGCUUGGCCUACGGGCUGCCCCUGCCCCCCGCCCAAGUCCUGGAUGCACACACUAGGGUGCUCCAGUUUUUCCACAUCCUCCUCCACACGGUCUCCUGCAGAAACUUUGAGUCCCUGGUGCUCCUCCUGGAUUCUAUGGACGACCUGGACUUGGCCCACCGCACUAGGAGGGUCCCCUGGCUGCCUCUCACGUGCCCCCCGAGGGUGCACCUCAUUCUUUCGGCUUGCUCGGGGGAGCGGGGGGUUUUGAACACCAUGCGGCAGAUGCUCACAGACCCCGGGGCUUACUGGGAGGUGAAGCCCCUCUCGGGAAACUUAGGGCAAGAGAUGAUCCAGCUCCUGUUGGCGGCUGCGAGAAGGAUGCUGACCCCUGUGCAGAGGAACCUGCUCUGGGCCAGCCUCCCGGAGUGCGGGCACCCGGGGCGGCUGAGGCUGGCCUUCGAGGAGGCCCGGAAAUGGGCCUCUUUUUCCGUGCCAGCCCCUUUAGCCACCACGGCCGAGGAAGCGACACACCAGCUCUGCACCCGCCUGGAGCAGACACACGGGCAGCUCCUCGUGGGCCACGUGCUGGGCUACAUCGUGUCUUCUCGGUUCGGGCUCUCAGAGGCGGAGCUGAAGGAUGUCUUGUCCUUGGACGACGAGGUCCUACAGGCCGUGUACCGGGACUGGACCCCGCCCAGCAAGGAGCUGCUGCGGUUCCCACCCCUGCUGUGGGUGCGGCUCCGUCGGGAUCUAGGCUACUGCUUGGCCCGGCGGCCCGUGCACGGCUUCACGCUCCUGGCCAUCAGCCACAGACAGCUGGUCGAGGUGGUCCUCCAGCGCUACCUGUCGGGGCCCGAGAGAGCCAAGAGGCACAGCGUCUUGGCUGACUUUUUCUCAGGCGCCUGGGGCCAAGGCACCAAGAAACUCAUCACCUUGCCGCUCGUGGGGACGCCCCUGAACUUGGACCGCAAGGUGGCCCCGCAGCCCCUGUGGUUCUCCGACACGGUUGCAAACGUGCGGAAGCUGGAGGAGUUGCCCUAUCACCUGCUCCACUCGGGCCGCUGGGAGGAGCUGAAGCAGGAGGUGCUGGGCAGCAUGAGCUGGAUUUCUUGCCGGGGCCUCUCCGGGGGCAUUGAGGACCUGCUGGAUGAUUUCGACCUGUGUGCCCCUUACCUGGACUGUCCUGAGGUCAGCCUGGUCCGUGAAGCCCUCCAGCUCUGCCGGCUGGCCGUGGAGCUCCGAGGCAUGGAGCGGAGCCUGCUGUACACGGAACUCCUGGCCAGACUCUAUUUCUUCGCCCCCUCGCAUGAAGCGCUGGUGGGGCCGCUGUGCCAGCAGGCCCAGAGCUGGUUCCGGGUGUGCCCACACCCUGUGCUGGUGCCCCUUGGAGGAUUCCUCCAGCCCCCGGGAGGACCCCUCCGGGCGACCCUGACUGGAUGUCACAAAGGCAUCACUGCCAUGGCGUGGGGUGUGGAGGAGAUGCUGCUGGUGAUUGGCACCCAGGAUGGCAUCGUGGCUGUGUGGGACAUGGAAGAGGAGCAGGUGAUCCACAUUCUAACUGGACACACAGGAGAGGUGAGAUGUGUGAAAGUGUUUGCCAAGGGGACUCUCGCCAUCUCUGCUUCGAAGGACCGCACGCUGCGCUUGUGGAAUUUACUCUCCGGUCAGGAGAAAUUCACCAUUUGGGAUGGAGGCUCGAAAACUCCCAAUGAACCUCAGAUCUGGAGCCUUCACGUGGAAGAAGCAAACAAGGUUGUAUAUUCAGCAUCUGGCUUAAAGAUCAAUGCUUGGAACCUGGAAACUGCGGAGCUGGUUUUCCGUAUCCUGGGAGACGCCUCUGACCCCUGGAUGUGCACGGCCGUGCUGGCCUCCCAGGCCAGGCUGAUGGCAGUGUCCAAGGCUGGCGUGGUCAGUGUGUGGAGCUCCGCCACGGGAAAACUGCGGCGGAAGCAACGUUUGUCCAGCGUCAAAGAAGAAAUCCCUACCUGUGUGGUCUCAGGGCAGAAACAAGGAAAGCUGGUCACUGGGUUUAGCAGCGGCUCCGUCUCUUUGGUUUCCUCCGAAGGAGACAGGUUGCUGGAGAAGCUUCCAGAUGCUGUGGGGUUCCUGGUGGUCUCUGCAGAUGAGUCCCUUCUCGCGGCAGGGUUUGGAAGAUCCGUGCGCAUAUUCUUGGCCGACUCGCAGGGCUUUCACCGGUUCAUGGCCACCGAUCUGCAACACGAGGACACGGUCCAGACAGCCGUUUUUGGUCCGAAGAACAACCUGAUCGUCACUGGGUCCCUCGAUGGACUCAUUCAGGUGUGGAGUCUGUCGGAACAGGGGACCCUGCUGCACAUCCUCGAAGGCGUCGGGGCCCCUGUGAGCCUGCUGGCCCGGGGUGGGGCUUUGGUGGCAUCUGCUUCCUGGCAGUCCUCAUCUUUCAAAGUCUGGGAUCUCGCCAAUGCUCAGAAACCCCAAGAAUCUACCCCCUUUCUGGACCGCACUGGCCUCACUGCAGUGUCCCACAAUGGAAGCUACGUCUACUUCCCCAAAAUUGGGGACAAAAACAAAGUCACCAUUUGGGACUUGACAGAAGGUGAGGAACAAGAUGUCCUGGACACUUCCAGUGAGGUCAGGUGUCUGGAGGUUGCUGAGCAGUUCAAGCUCCUUUUUACUGGCCUUGUUUCGGGGACCGUCCUGGUGUUCCCCCUGAAUUCCAGGCAGGAUGUGAUGUGCAUCCCCCCUCCUGAGGCCCGGAAAGCCAUCAACUGCAUGUCCUUGAGCAAGGGUGAGGACCGUUUGGCCAUUGCCUAUGACAACAUCGUCCUGGUCCUGGACAUCAGCCCUGGGGACCCCUGUCCGGUCAUCGAUGGGCCAACAUACACCUUUUACACCCAGCUGCCCGAGACCAUAUCCAGCGUGGCCGUGCUGAGUGACUACCGCGUGGUCUACGGCAUGACUAAUGGCGACCUCUUCCUCUACGAGUGCACAAAUUCCAAAGUGUUCCCCUUGGAGGCGCACAGGAGCCGAGUCACCUGCGUGGAGGUCGGCCACAAGGAGCAGCUGGCGGUCAGUGGGUCCGAGGAAGACUUGCUGUGUCUCUGGAACCUGCAGGCGUGCCAGUGGAAAUUCGAGAUGAGCUACACGAGCUCUUACUGCAGAGGGGUCCAAUGCGCUUGCUUCUCCAAGGAUGACAAGUACAUCUUUGCAGGCUUAAAGGAUCGCUCCAUAAUUGUCUGGAGCGUGUCGGAUGGCACCCUGCUGGCUGUCCAGUUUGUCCAUGCUGUGGUGAACAGAAUCAUCCCAACCUCCAAUGGCUUCAUUGCCCCCACCAGACACGGUUAUCUCAUCCGAGAGCGUUUCCAGUGCCCUUCAUCAAGAGCCUCGCAGCAAGACGCUCUCAAAAACUUCAAGAAGGCAGUGUGGAUGGUCAAAUCCAGGCAGACAGAAGAGCUGGCUGCAGCUGCAGGAGCACCCCAGGACCUGGGAUCAGAAAGUACCCAGGGAAAUGAAUUCAAAUCAAACAAACGCUCACAAGUCUGCCUGAUUGUGUAGAAACCCCCUGUGGGGGCAUGGGUCUCCAAUGAGUUAGUCUCAUUUAAUCUGGUUGAAGUGAAGAGAAUGUAUUUGCUGGUGUAUAGCUGGACCCAAGGCCUCAGAUUAUUUGACCCAGAUAUCAUCUCUUCCCAUCUUUCUAUUCUUCUUUCCUCAUUGUUGGUUUUAGUCUCAGAUCUUCCACCCCCAGGUUAGCAACAUGGUGGCCAACAUGCUGCUUUCUCCAAGUUUAACAGAAAAGAGGGCUUCCCUUUCCCACAGUUUGAACCAAAGGCCUGGCCUCACCUCUAUUGGCCUCAGUUGAUUCAUACUCUGAACCAGUGAUUAUCUCUGGGAGAAUGUAGCACUCUGAUUGGCUGGAUGGACCCAAUGUCCACCACUGGGGCUGAGGUUGGAGAUGACACCAGCCAAUCAUGUAGUCUGAGAAUGGAAGAGAAUAUUUCUGGGAGGCAAACUGGAGCGCUGGUCCCAGGUAAAAGGGGGAUGGAUGAGUGUGAGACAGACCAAACCACUUAUGCGGAUCAGUCUAUAACGCACCUGGUGCUGUCAUCUGAUCAUCACAGCCCAUACUUUAGGGAGGGCAGGAGUUUCUGCAUCCAUUUUACAGAUGGUGAAACAAAGCCUUGCAGAGGUAGCUGAGAUUUGCUCCAGGUCACAGGCCCAAGGUGCAAGAGCUCUAAGGACCAGGAGCCUUUUGCCCGAAUCCUUGUUGGACCAACUUAUUCUAAUUUUAGUCUUGGAAGCACGACCAUCUAUUCCACAGGUGGCACCCUCAAAUGCUCCCAGAGGCUAGUGAGUCAUCCAGAUGACUUCCAUGCACCUAGGUGAGCAGCAGGAAGGGAUGGAGGCUCUGGACACAUGGAGGGCACAGGUUGUGUCUAGGGUGGGCACAGGCACCCUGACAGUAGCCCAGAAUCAACAUGACAAAACAGCCCAUUGUCAGAUCUUCCUGUUGUCAUAAGCAAAGCCAGAAAUGCAGACUUUUAUGCAAAAACAUUCCCAUGUUUUAAAGUGGGCAAUUGGCUCAAAUUUAUAUGUACAGGUGUAUGUGGCCUGUGUUCCUUUGGUUCAGGAGCUGACUUCAUGAUUCAAGCUGGCAUUAAAACAAUAACCAGGUUAUAGUUCUCCUAUCCCUCUUCCCUGACUUCCAAACUUUCAGGACAAAGAUGCUUUUUUAAUCUUAAAAACUGGAGGCUCUUGGAAGUUGACAGAAAGAGCUGCUGACAUAUCUCUGCUUCGCUUUUGGACCAUCUGCCUUGUGCAAGUUCAACAGUCGAACUGUUUUCAUUCCAUAUAUAUGGAUCUUUUUUCUUUGCCCACUGCUUUCUAAAAUUCCCACUUGCUUCCAGGGCUUUUGCUAUAAUGAUAGGAGAGUCCAAAUCUUAAAGGUGCUGCUCCUUCUCCUCUUUGUUGAACUCCAGACAGAGUUUCAGGAAAAGCAACCUUAGAAACAGAAGCUUUUGAGCUCAAUGAGACCCUGUUGUCUAGCUCAUUCAUUUGCCUCCCAAACCAGUGUUCCAAGGUGGGCUUUGGGAGUUCUGCAAACAUUAGCAUUAAAUUCCAUUAAAAAAUAUUUUAAACUGUAAUUUUAUGUGCAUGCUCAGAUACAUUGCAAAGCUGGUUUUAAGGUGUUGGAGAUGACUAAUUUAGGAUUUUCCCACCAUCUCCGUUUAAGAGGCCACUUAGGUUACGAAGAGAGGCCUAGAAUAAAAUACCUACUUGGCUGAGCGCAGUGGCUCACACCUAUAAUCCUAGCACACUGGGAGGCUGAUGGGGGAGGAUUGCUUGAGAUCAGGAGU